AUGGCUCCCAGGAGGAUGGAAACCAAACCGGUGAUCUUCUGUCUGAAGACGCUGCUGCUUCUCUACUCCUUCAUCUUCUGGGUGACAGGUGUGGUCCUUGUGUCGGUGGGGUUAUGGUGGAAGUUCAUGUUGGGCCCCUACAUGUUGCUGAUCUCCAGCGCCCCCUCCAAUGCCCCAUACGUCCUCACCGGCACCGGAGUCGCCAUCGUGCUGUUUGGACUGUUCGGCUGCUUCGCGACCUGCAGGGGGCGCCCCUGGAUGCUAAAACUGUACGCCGUGUUUCUGUCUCUGGUCUUCAUGACUGAACUCAUCGCUGGAAUCUCUGGAUUCGUCUUUCGCCACGAGAUUAAAGGGACAUUCCUCACUACGUACAGCGAUGCAGUGAUGAGAUACGACGGACGAGACGACAGGAGUCUGGCUGUGGACGGUGUUCAACGCAGAUUACACUGCUGUGGAGUUUAUAACUACACCAGCUGGUUCAGCAGCGGUUACUUUCCGGUCAGUGGGAUUCCUGCCAGCUGCUGUGUUAGUUUCUCCGACUGCAGCUCGGCCGACCUGAGGGACGCAGCGGUGGUUGCUCACAAAGUCCACAACCAGGGUUGUUAUGAGCUGGUGACGUCCUUCAUAGAGAGCAACAUGGGCAUCAUCGCUGGAGUUACCUUCGGCAUCGCCUUCUCUCAGGUGAUAGGGACGUCUCUGGCCUGCUGUUUGUCUCGCUUCAUCAAUGCCAACCAGUACGAGAUGGUUUGA
Molecule: messenger RNA, 750 nt
Organism: Chelmon rostratus (copperband butterflyfish)
Lineage: Eukaryota; Metazoa; Chordata; Actinopteri; Chaetodontiformes; Chaetodontidae
Product: tetraspanin-7-like
Exons: 7
Coding region: 1-750 (249 amino acids)
Cellular component (GO): membrane
Source: RefSeq, a predicted model, not a curated record